AUGGCGUUGGAAGAAGUGGUACGAUACUUAGGACCUCACAAUGAGAUCCCUUUGACACUCACUAGAGACUCGGAGACUGGCCAUUUCCUCCUGAAACAUUUUCUGCCCAUUUUGCAGCAAUAUCAUGACACGGGGAAUAUUAACGAGACCAACCCCGAUAGUUUCCCCACUGAUGAGGAAAGAAAUAAAUUACUGGCACAUUAUGGAAUUGCUGUAAAUACAGACGACCGAGGUGAGUUAUGGAUAGAGCUGGAAAAAUGUUUACAAUUAUUAAACAUGCUAAAUUUAUUCGGUUUGUUCCAGGAUGCAUUCGAAUUUGAGGAGCCUGAAACAGAUCAGGAUGAAGAAGAUCCCAGCCAUUCGAAACUACCAGAAAACAAGACCAAAAGUGAAAAUUCUAAGGAUAAUAUCAGCUCAAAGAGGAUUAAUAAUUUACAAGAUAUGAGCCUGGAUUCUGAUGCACACAGAGAAUUAGGCUCUCCUUUAAAAAAACUAAAAAUAGAUACCUCUGUAAUAGAUGCUGAGAGUGACUCCACUCCGAAUACUGCCAGAGGCAAGCCUAACGAUGAUAUUAAUAAGGGCCCUAGCGGCGACAAUGAAAAUAAUGGCACUGAUGACAAUGACAGAACCGCUGGACCUAUCAUAACAUUCACUCAUGACCUAACUUCUGACUUUUUAAGCAGUCCACUGAAAAUCAUGAAAGCACUACCUUCUCCAGUUGUAAAUGAUAAUGAACAGAAGAUGAAACUAGAGGCAUUCUUACAACGGUUGUUAUUUCCAGAAAUUCAAGAAAUGCCUACAUCCCUUAAUAAUGACAGCAGUAAUAGAAAUUCAGAAGGGGGGAGCUCAAACCAACAACAACAGCACGUAUCAUUUGAUAGCCUUUUGCAAGAGGUAAACGACGCUUUUCCUAAUACUCAAUUAAAUCUUAAUAUUCCUGUAGAUGAGCAUGGAAACACACCAUUACAUUGGCUGACUUCAAUAGCAAACCUGGAAUUAGUGAAACACCUGGUUAAGCAUGGUUCAAACAGAUUAUAUGGUGAUAAUAUGGGGGAGUCAUGCCUAGUGAAAGCUGUCAAAUCAGUAAAUAAUUACGACUCUGGUACUUUUGAGGCACUUCUAGAUUAUUUAUAUCCAUGUUUAAUUUUGGAAGACUCAAUGAAUAGAACAAUUUUGCACCAUAUCAUUAUUACGUCUGGUAUGACUGGCUGUUCAGCAGCUGCGAAAUAUUAUUUAGAUAUUUUAAUGGGAUGGAUUGUCAAGAAACAAAAUAGACCCAUUCAAAGUGGUACUAACGAAAAAGAAAGCAAACCGAAUGACAAAAAUGGGGAAAGAAAGGACUCUAUACUAGAAAAUUUGGACCUGAAAUGGAUAAUAGCAAACAUGCUCAAUGCGCAGGACUCUAAUGGCGAUACUUGCUUGAACAUUGCAGCAAGAUUGGGAAACAUUUCAAUAGUAGACGCUUUAUUAGAUUACGGUGCUGACCCAUUUAUUGCAAACAAAUCAGGGUUGAGACCCGUGGAUUUUGGGGCAGGUACUUCAAAAUUACAAAAUACGAACGGCGGUGACGAAAACUCGAAGAUGGUCUCUAAGGGUGAUUACGACGGUCAAAAAAAUGGAAAGGCCAAAAAAAUAAGGUCUCAACUGUUGAAAAACCCACCUGAAACAACUUCGUUAAUUAAUGAUGUCCAAAAUUUACUGAAUUCAAUCUCGAAAGAUUAUGAGAAUGAAACAGUGCAAUAUAAUGAGAAAUUAGAAAAACUACACAAGGAAUUGAACGAACAGCGAGAAGAAUUAGCUAAUUCUAGAGAACAACUAGCAAAUGUGAAGCAAUUGAAAGAUGAAUACUCACUAAUGCAAGAGCAAUUGACCAAUUUAAAAGCAGGAAUUGAAGAAGAAGAGGAAAGUUUUAGGGAAGAGAGCAAAAAGCUAGGAAUAAUUGCAGAUGAAAGUUCAGGUAUUGAUUGGGACUCUAGCGAAUAUGAUGCAGAUGAACCCUUCAAAGUAGAGUUCCUUUCAGAUUUCUUGGAGGAUAAAUUACAAAAGAAUUAUGAAGGCGAUAUUUCCAAACUAUUAGAAGCGGAGUCGAAAGAGCAGAUAAUGGAACAGAUACGAAAUCAACUUCCCGCAGAAAAAAUCCAAUCGAUGCUUCCACCAACGGUCUUAUUGAAGGCAAGAAUAAAUGCAUACAAGCGGAAUGAUAAACACCUAACCAAUGUAUUGGAUACAAUCAGCACCAAACAAUCAGAAUUAGAGAAUAAAUUUAGAAGAGUGUUAUCUUUAUGUUUGAAAAUCGACGAAAAUAAAGUUGACAAUAUGCUUGAUGGUUUGUUACAGGCCAUAUCUUCUGAAGACCCACAAGACAUUGACACUGACGAAAUGCAAGAUUUUUUAAAAAAGCAUGCUUCAUGA
Messenger RNA from Saccharomyces cerevisiae S288C, 2412 nucleotides. It is a transcript of the gene SWI6, whose product is annotated as transcriptional regulator SWI6. The transcript has a single exon. Gene Ontology annotation, biological process: positive regulation of transcription by RNA polymerase II. The record is from RefSeq and is marked reviewed. The coding region runs from base 1 to 2412 and encodes 803 amino acids. Lineage: Eukaryota; Fungi; Ascomycota; Saccharomycetes; Saccharomycetales; Saccharomycetaceae. Gene Ontology annotation, cellular component: nucleus; cytoplasm; RNA polymerase II transcription regulator complex.